This is a messenger RNA of Triplophysa dalaica, 1418 nucleotides long. It is a transcript of the gene ttc4, whose product is annotated as tetratricopeptide repeat domain 4. Bases 190 to 1386 code for a protein of 398 amino acids. Gene Ontology annotation, molecular function: Hsp90 protein binding. Lineage: Eukaryota; Metazoa; Chordata; Actinopteri; Cypriniformes; Nemacheilidae. The record is from RefSeq and is a predicted model, not a curated record. The transcript is spliced from 10 exons.
UGACCGGUGUGUGACGCAUCAGAGUCUUGCUGAAUCCAUGUGGUAAACUACUGUUUACGGAUCUACUCUCCCAAUUUAGCCUGUCAGCUCUCCAUGUGUUUUUUUACAUUCUUCCAUGAUAAAAUACAUCGAUUACUUUUAUUUCUAAUGCAAGAAUUAGUCAUAAAAAAAUAUUUAUAAAGAGAAAAUAUGGCUGCACCAGCGCAGGGCGACGACAGUGAUGAUGGCAUGGGUGAAUUUAUGGAGUCUUUCAAGACUAGGAAGUACAAAAAUGCUUUUAAUGAAGGCAACUGGGAAGAGGAGUUUGAUAAGGUGCCCAUGUUCAUGAAAACAGCCCCAGAGGAGAUAGACCCACUGAAUCACCCUGAUCUUGCCUGCAUUCAGUCUAUUAUUCAUGAUGAUGACAGAACACCUGAAGAGAAAGCCAGGACAUACAAGGAUGAGGGAAAUGAUUACUUUAAAGAGAAGAACUAUAAGAAAGCUGUUGUGUCCUAUACAGAAGGUUUGAAGAAGAACUGUGUGGACCUCGAACUCAAUGCUAUUCUGUACACCAAUCGUGCAGCUGCACAUUUCCAUUUAGGCAAUAUCCGUUCAGCUUUCAAUGAUGCCACAGCUGCCAAAAAACUAAAGCCAGACCACAUUAAAGCCAUAUUAAGAGGAGCGCAGUGUUGUAUAGAGCUGCAUCAUUAUUUAGAAGCAUUACAGUGGUGUGAUGAGGGUCUCAGGCUGCUGCCCACUGACAAGAAUCUGCAGGAGCUGAGAGCCAAAGCAGACAAGCAGAAGAGAGAAGCAGAGAGAGAUGCCAGAAAGGCUAAGGUUAAAGCAAAGAAGGAGCAGAACGAGAAAAUCGCAUUGUUAGCUGCUAUUAAGGAGCGUGGCAUCAAACUCCUGAAACCCAAGGCAUCACAACACAAGGGUUCAGACAGUGAGGAUGAUGAUGGAGGUUCUUCUCGAGCCCUGGCUGAUCUAGAGCUUGAUGGAAUCAGCUCACAGAAGGCCACAGGAGCUCGUGUUUACAUGGAUGAGCAGGGUGUCCUCCACUGGCCAGUGCUGUUCCUCUACCCUGAACAUAAACAGACCGACUUCAUAUCUGCUUUCUGUGAAAAUUCCAGUUUUAUAGACCAUUUGGCAGUCAUGUUUGGUGAAGAACUGCCUCCCUGGGAUACAGAAAGAAAAUAUCGGCCGCAAAAUCUUCAACUGUUUUUUGAGGACCAUGAAAAAGGAAAUCUGUAUCAAGUUGACCUCGAAAAGCCACUUCUUGGAGUCCUCCAAAACCAAAGGUGCACAGUGAAGGCAGGAACACCUAGCUUUAUCGUGCUGGUAUCAGGCUCUCCGUUUUGUAAGCAGUUUCAAUCGGGAAAAAAGGUGCAGAGAUUGAAAUUCUAAAGAGACGUUGGCCAUAAAUCAGCCUCCAGAUA